AGGGAGAGACCAGGGCCUCCGGCGCGUGGCUUCCGGCGCCAGGCCUCCGCCGCGUUGGUUUUUCGGUUGUUGGUCGGGGCGGCGGGGCGGUCUGCGGUCGGGCCGAGAGUAGGGAGCAAUGGCGACCUUUGUGAGCGAGCUGGAGGCGGCCAAGAAGAACCUGAGCGAGGCCCUGGGGGACAACGUGAAACAAUACUGGGCCAACUUAAAGCUGUGGUUCAAGCAGAAGAUCAGCAAAGAAGAGUUUGACCUUGAAGCUCAUCGGCUUCUCACGCAGGAUAAUGUGCAUUCUCACAACGAGUUCCUCCUGGCUAUCCUCACGCGCUGCCAGAUCUUGGUGUCUACACCAGAGGGCGCCGGCUCUCUGCCCUGGCCCGGCGGCCCUGCCACCAAACCCGGAAAACCAAAGGGGCGGAAGAAGCUUUCGUCUGUUCGUCAGAAAUUUGAUCACAGAUUCCAGCCUCAGAACCCCCUCUCGGGAGCCCAGCAGUUUGUGGCAAAGGACCCCCAAGAUGACGACGACCUGAAGCUGUGCUCCCACACCAUGCUGCUGCCCACGCGGGGCCAGCUGGAGGGCAGGAUGAUCGUGACGGCCUACGAGCACGGCCUGGACAACGUCGCCGAGGAGGCCGUGUCCGCCGUGGUCUACGCCGUGGAGAACCACCUUAAAGACAUAUUGGCAUCCGUUGUGUCGAGAAGGAAAGCUUACCGGCUCCGUGACGGGCACUUUAAAUACGCCUUUGGUAGCAACGUGACCCCGCAGCCAUACCUGAAGAACAGCGUCAUGGUGUACAACAGCCUGAUAGAAAGCCCUGCAGCUGCCCCCGCUCCCGGUGCCGGCCAGAACCCCGCGCCCCGCCCGCACCCCGACGAGGCCGAGCGGCAGGCCGCGCUCCUGCUGGCCUGCUCCGGGGACACCCUGCCCGCGUCCCUGCCUCCCGUGAACAUGCACGACCUUUUCGAAGCUUUGCAGGUGCACCGGGAGGUCAUCCCCACGCACACCGUGUAUGCCCUCAACAUCGAGAGGGUCAUCACGAAGCUCUGGCACCCGAGCCACGAGGAGCUGCAGCAGGACAGGGUGCACAGGCAGCGGCUGGCCGCCAAGGAGGGGCUGCUGCUCUGCUGAGCCCGCCCCCGCCCGCGCCCGCGCCGGGAGGCCAUGGGGCGCGCGCUCCCGGACCAGGGUGGACGGGGCACGCAGAGCCUCUCCCACGGAAACGCGGGCGGCGCGCACGGUGUGUUGCUGCUGUGAGGCCGUCGCGGGACGCCUGCCGGAGCGAGGCACACGCUGCGCGACCCCCGCCGAGCCGCAGUGGGCGUGCUCGCCCGGGGUGUUGGGCAGCUGACGCCCUGGGCCAACCUUGUAAAGCGUCUUCUCGUAACUCACGGGUCCUCAUGGUCAGUGCGCCCAGACUUUGAUCGCCAGGCCCGCCUAGGUCCCCACAGAAUGUUUUGGGAAGUCCACGCGCACGUGUUGCACGUCUACGCGCUCAUUCCCUGACUCCUGUGACACACCUGUUUCCGUGCUUUCAAAUGAUAAAGUGAAAAUGACCUGCAUUUGGCAAUGCGCCUGAGAACCGAGUUUGUCGUUUAGAUAUUAUGUUGCUUUUUACUCAGGAGUGUUAGUGGCCCUGCAGUUGCCCCCGGACGAUGUGGACGUGAGGGUGCCGACCCCCGAUGCAGUCAGAAGUUCACUCGUAACUUGUGACUCCCCAGAACUUAGCUGUCCCUUGGUAUUGGGGGGCUGGUUCCAUGGACCCCCACUGAUACCAAAACCUGCAGGUGUGCCCGUCCCCGAUGUAACACCUUGCAGGACAGAGCCAGGGCGCCCACCCGUGACCCCCGGCAGCACGGGGACUCGUGGGAGACCGUGUGCAUGCGGCCUGCCCGGCUCAGGCCCGGUCGUCCAGGGGUGAGCCGCGCGGGAACACGCUUCUCUGUGGGUUUCGUCUGUGCGAACAUGUCCACGGGGGUCAGGGCCAGGGCCUGUGUAUUUGAUUUUGUACCUUCAAUGUGACAAAUAAACUUUUUGGGAGAAAACUUUGUGUAUGAAACAGGUAAGGAAUGCUGCCGUCUACAGAAACCUGAAAAGCCGUGUCUGAUGAGACUUUAGCAAGACGUUUCAA
Molecule: messenger RNA, 2126 nt
Organism: Pteronotus mesoamericanus
Lineage: Eukaryota; Metazoa; Chordata; Mammalia; Chiroptera; Mormoopidae
Gene: TADA1
Product: transcriptional adaptor 1
Exons: 8
Coding region: 119-1126 (335 amino acids)
Biological process (GO): regulation of transcription by RNA polymerase II
Cellular component (GO): SAGA complex
Molecular function (GO): transcription coactivator activity
Source: RefSeq, a predicted model, not a curated record